Messenger RNA from Tarenaya hassleriana, 931 nucleotides. RefSeq names its product vesicle transport protein GOT1-like. Bases 168 to 590 code for a protein of 140 amino acids. Lineage: Eukaryota; Viridiplantae; Streptophyta; Magnoliopsida; Brassicales; Cleomaceae. The transcript is spliced from 7 exons. The record is from RefSeq and is a predicted model, not a curated record. Gene Ontology annotation, biological process: endoplasmic reticulum to Golgi vesicle-mediated transport; retrograde transport, endosome to Golgi.
UAUCGACAUUCGACAACGGAAGCAGCAAGUCUCUUUUUUUUCCCUUCGAUUCGGAUUUCGGUUGAACGAAGCGCUCCUUCGCCUAUUGAUUUCAGAAUCCGAGUUUCAGGUUCGACUUUUCUUCGCCUGUGGUAGCGGAAGAUUGUCGCCUCUGGAUUUCGGCGGCCAUGGUGUCCUUCGAAAUGAAUGAUCGGAAAAAAAUUGGGUUAGGGCUGACAGGAUUUGGCAUAUUUUUCUCAUUUCUGGGGAUCGUCUUCCUUUUUGAUAAAGGAUUACUUGCCAUGGGAAAUAUUCUUUUCAUUUCAGGAGUUAGCCUAACCAUUGGUCUGAAGUCUACCAUGCAAUUCUUCAUGAAACGUCAAAAUUUCAAGGGGACCAUUUCUUUUGGCGCUGGAUUUUUUUUUGUUGUCAUCGGAUGGCCCAUUUUGGGAAUGAUACUGGAGACCUAUGGUUUCAUUGUACUCUUCAGUGGCUUCUGGCCAACAUUGGCAGUUUUCAUUCAAAAAAUACCCGUUCUCGGUUGGAUCAUUCAACAGCCGUAUAUAAGAUCGUUCUUUGACAAGUACCGAGGCAGACGUGUACCCGUCUAGUCCCGCAACUCGAGGGACAAAUCACGAAGCUAAGAGGCUGGACCCCCGACUGCGACUCUUGCAUAUGAUGUUGGUUCCUGUAGAAAAUUUGUUUUACCUGCACUGACAGGAGACUAUGAGAAAGAAGCAGGGUGAGAAGGGCUUGGAGACAAACAGAUUUGAGCUUAUAUGUAAUGUCUACUCUGUAGCUUUGUCAUUUUUCAUGGUGUGGCAGUUGGCAGGUGAAAGAAACUCAAAAAGACAUAGCGCGAGACGCUUAAGAAUUUUGUAAACGUUGAAACAAAUGUAUUGCAGUAAUAGGUUGAGAAACUUGUAUUUGAUCCAAAUAUUUUCCGAAACGA